Polyodon spathula (Mississippi paddlefish) is the source of this 3155-nucleotide messenger RNA. RefSeq names its product A-kinase anchor protein 17B-like. The transcript is spliced from 5 exons. Gene Ontology annotation, molecular function: RNA binding. NCBI's taxonomy places the organism in Eukaryota, Metazoa, Chordata, Actinopteri, Acipenseriformes, Polyodontidae. The record is from RefSeq and is a predicted model, not a curated record. The coding region runs from base 146 to 2992 and encodes 948 amino acids.
GCAAACCCGGUAAUGUCAGAGAGAGUGGUUGUUUGUCGGAGGUGGUUUACCAAAGGUAGACCACAGUACAGCUAAAGAACAAUAAUCGGUACAGAAAACACGGUUAAUAAAGUAAAGGCGUCAAAAGGAGGACGGUGAUAUCAAAAUGGCAGCCACAAUCGUCUACGAUUCUUCAGAGGCAGUGGAGCUCUGCUUGGACCGGUGCCUGUAUCUGAAGCCCAUUGCCAAGCUGGCGAUCACAGUGAUGCUUCCAGAAUCAAGGGAGGCCAGCAAGACCGUCUCUAACUGGGAGGUGAUAGCCAGGCUCAAGCAGAUGGCUCAACCCCACCAAUUCAACUCCAUCCGGCUGUCCAGGAGCACCAUGGAGUUUCUCCGCUUUGAGGGAGAGUUGGAAACCAAGAGUCUGGUCCACACGCUGCAGGCCAAGCUACACCAGAAGACAGUAGCAAUCCAGGGCUUCUCUGAUGGCUUGAGGGUCCUGGCUGUGGAAUCCCAAGUGGAUUUUCCCACUCAAGAAGAAUGGGAGUCUUUCUUUGGAGAAGAGAAGCCAGACACCAUUCACUUGGAGGGGCUCCCCUGCAAGUGGUUUACUUCUAAAGAGGCCAGAAGCGAGCGACCCAGUGAAGAAACCGUCAGGGAGGUUUUUGGACGAUUUGGGCCUAUCCGCAACAUGGACAUCCCCAUGCUUGAUAUGUACAGGCAGGAGAUGAGUGGCAGGAACUUCAGCUCUUUCGGUUUUGGAGGGCUGCACACCUUUGACAUGUUUAUCCAGUUUCAAGAACAUGAGGAUUUUGUCAAAGCCAUGGAGGCGUUGAGAGGAAUGAAGCUGAUGUUUAAAGGGGAAGAUGGAAAGGCACUGGCAUGCAGCAUGAAGGUGACCUUUGACACGACAAGCCACCUGAGUGAGGCGGCGCUGGAGAGGCGCGGGUACGAGAGACAGCAGCUCAGGAAGCUGGAGAAACAGAGGCAGCAGGAGAAGCUCAGAGAGAAGGAGCAAGAGGAGGCAGAGAGAAGGAGGAAGGAAGCCCAGCGUGAAAAGAGAAGGCAGGAGAAGCUGAGAAAGCGAGCGCAGAGACGGAGAGACCCGGAGGAGAGAGGUCUCCCGAGGAGUGGCAUGCCUUUCAAAGCUGAAGAAGACCAGGAGGAGGAAGAGAGGAUGGAGGUAGAUAUUUGGGAGGAGAGGAAGCUGGUGUUGGCACUGAGGCGGCUACAGUCCAUCAGGCUUCUUGCUGCGCUGCUUGAAAAAGCUCAACAUCUUGAAAAACUGAAGAUCAAAAGCAAUGUAACCAAACCAGAAAAGGAUCUACCACAGAGUUUCCCAGAAGAACACUUAGAAGAACAAACCACCAGUGAGAACUGGGCACAUGGGAAAGCAAACAAACUCCAUGUGGGUCAACCAGCCACAGUGGUGUCUGGUCACCUUUCAGAGGUCCUAGACGGGGACCAUUCCACUGCUUUUGAUAAACACACUGGUGAAGGUUUUGAUUAUGGACCCAUAAAAAUAACCAUUAACCAGAACCAACAAGCCAGGGAUCCUACCCCAACCUCCAAGCCACAUUCCUAUUCCAGUGAUGGGAUGGGUGGCCGUUUGUUUGACCUGGACUACUCUUGCAUGGGAAAGCCAUCCAAACGGCGCAGAAAAGAAAAGAUUUAUGAAUCGGAAGAGUUUUUGAAUUAUUUAUUAAACCAUUAUUCCUACCCAAGCUAUGCCCGAUUUUACCCCAGCCCUCACCCUGGUUCGGAUCAGGCCUCAGGGUGGGACAGAAUGGUAUCUAAUAAUGGAAACAGCUUCCAAAUAAGCCUGAGGAACACAGACGGCAAAUAUUGUACUGAAGUCUGUAUCAGUCAAAAUGAAGGGCAGGCAGGGAGCAACACGGAGGAUCGUUACAAAUGGAAAAUCACCAUCAAAGCGACUGAGCCACUGCAGAGGGGCUUGGGAACUAAAGACAGCAGGUUAAAGGGUUGCAGCAGGGAAUUUCAGGUACAGUGGAACGAGUCCAGCCUGCAUGCAGAGGAGGAAGGCUUAGAGCAGUCCAACUGUAAUAAGGGCUUGUAUAAAAAGACUCCAGUGAAAGGUUUCAGAGUAAACAAGACCGAACAUCGCAGAGAGAGUGCAAAGGACAGCGAAUGUGCCUCGUUCCCUGCUGACCCUUUGCAUCAAACAAGAACUGAUCUGAAGGACUUCUUUGAAGAGAUAAACAGUGCUUCUGAGUUCACUGGUGAGGAAUACCAGUGGCAAAAUAAGUAUGUCCACAUGAAAAGCAGGGAUUUUAAAGAACAAAGCAGUGGGCCCAAAACAAAGAAAAUAAUUGGUAAAGCGGCUAUCUUUGGAUAUGGAAGCAGGAUUGAGGAGGAAUCUGAAGGUCAAGGGCAGACGGCUGAGCAUGACAUUCUGCAACUUGACGACGGCUCUUUCUUGAGCAGUAAAUCAUUGACAGCCUGCGAUCCAAAGAAGAUGAAAAAAAAGCGAAAGAAAUCCAAAGGGGAAGGAAGAGGCAGUGCGGCAGGUGUGGGUCAGGUGAGUAAGAAAAGAAAGAAGAGGAGGAAGGACAAAAAGAAAGAGUGUGAAGUCUCAGCAAGCAGGUGCAACAGCGAAAACGAAGAACGCAGAAAAAAACACAAGAGCAUGAAGCAGGACAAGCACAGACAUCAGAAAAUCAAGGGUGAGUUUUCUUCCAGGGACAAUACAGAAAAAUGCAAACGGUCCAGGGAGCAGUGCAUGUCAGAAAAAUGGGCAUACCAGUACCACAAGCCUGACUAUUGGGGGAAUGGCUUUGGGGAUGCUUAUGACUGCAGUGAGGAGUUUGAGGGCUGUAACUAUUACAGUAAAAAAGGUUGGCAGCGUUACAACGGCUUGGAGGAAUACGCUGGUAAAACUGCAAACGCUGCAGCACAGAAAUAUGACCGGUAUGCUCAUAACCAGUUAGACCAACUUUACCAGGAGACUGGCACAGGGAUAAAGGAUGGAUAUGAAGAAAAGAAACAAGAUUGAGACUUCCUGAUUGAACGUCUCUUCCUGAGUCUCAGUUUAUAUAUGAAGGUACAGGGCCUGUCUGCCUUAAACUCACAAUGUUCAACCUUACUUUGUUUUUUUGUUUUUGUGUAGUUUUGAAAGAAUCACAUGUUUUAGAAAACAUGUAUUUUCAUUUUAUAAC